Molecule: messenger RNA, 6189 nt
Organism: Talaromyces amestolkiae
Lineage: Eukaryota; Fungi; Ascomycota; Eurotiomycetes; Eurotiales; Trichocomaceae
Exons: 5
Coding region: 1-6189 (2062 amino acids)
Biological process (GO): long-chain fatty acid biosynthetic process
Cellular component (GO): fatty acid synthase complex
Molecular function (GO): fatty acid synthase activity; enoyl-[acyl-carrier-protein] reductase (NADH) activity; [acyl-carrier-protein] S-acetyltransferase activity
Source: RefSeq, a predicted model, not a curated record
AUGGAGCAUUUUAGUCCCAGCACGACACCUGAUACAAUUCAGAGCUCUGCAUCCACCCCCUCAAUGACCUACAUCACUCCCUCGACGGAUGUGGAAGAUGACCCGUUCUGCCCUCGGGUUACGUUCUCGGUCGUUUACAAGAAUCUCAAAUACUCGACAUCAUUAUCAAGCAACCAUACCAUUGAUUUGUUUCAGCACAAAGAUGUUUUCCUUUCGUCAUUAGAGGAAUCCAGUGACAAACCCAAAGAAGCUCUAGACACAAUAGAGAGUCUUCUGAUUCGCUUUUUUCGAUUUCUGUUAGACCGCCAGGUCCCGACUACACAAAUUCUGCCGUUGGUUGUUGCCUUUCGCAGAGACUUUCUGCUUUCAAACGAUAUCCACUCGUUGAUUGCUUCUUUACAAGAACCAAUAGAAGUCCAGCGGGAUUUGCUUUGCACGUACUACACAACGAUUCUACGAUGUAAUCUACCACCAGAUACACAUAUACGGGAGAGCGCCCUCUUAGAAGCCGCGAAAAAAGGAAAUGUUAAGCUAAUGGCUAUUUUCGGAGGCCAAGGGGCAUCAAAUCCUCGGUGCUUUCGGGAUCUUCAAGACUUAUACAACACAUACGGCCCCCUCUUGGACGACCUAAUCAGUACAGUCGACAACGCACUCUACGAACUCUGUGUCGUCCCUGAAACUCGUGAUUUCUUUCGGGGCCGCGAGAUACGCUUGCUCUCGUGGCUGAAAAAUCCACAGCGUUUGCCGGAUGAGCAGUUUCUUGCAACUGCGGCAGUCAGCUUUGCAAUUCAUGGAAUUACUGCUCUAGCACACUGGUGCGUUACCUGCAAAGUCCUCGGGAAGCAUCCUGGGGCUUUGCGUUCUCUUCUAGAUGGAACAAGUGGACAUUCCCAAGGCAUUAUCGUGGCUGUCGCCAUUUCAGCAUCUAAUUCGUGGUCAUCAUUCUAUCAAAACGCUGUUACAGUUGCAAAACUGUUGUUUUGGACGGGUUAUGAGAGUCAUCAAGCGGCUCCACGUCUAGCUCUUACCUCCACAAUAGUUCAUGACGUCGAAAAUCGUGGCGAGGGCCAACCAAGUCACAUGCUGCACGUGUCUGGGCUUUCAAGCAAACAUGUCAUUUCGCUGGUUGAAAAAUGCAACCAGGAUUUGCCGCUUGAGAAAAGGGUUUAUCUGGGUUUAUCCAAUUCAAGAUCUAGUUUCACAAUUGCCGGUCCGGCAUCAUCUCUGGUUCGAUUUAGUGGGCUUGUUCAUGAUAUUGGAGUGGACAGAGGAGUGGAUCAAUCUCGCAUCCCAUUCGACAAAAGAAAGCCUGAAGUCGAGACGCAAUUUCUCCCCAUCAGCUCGCCUUUUCAUACCCCCUAUCUCGCGACGACCGCGCAGAUUAUCAAGAGUCGACUUUCCGAUGAAGCUUUUAAUUCAGAACAGCUUGCAAUUCCUGUCUACAAUACUCGAGACGGAUCGAAUAUGGCGGCAGUAACUGCCGGGGAGAAUCUCUUACCAUUACUCAUCGAUGCUGUCACCAUUCACCAUGUUGAUUGGCCGUCGGUGCUGAACGCUGCCAGCUACACACAUGCAUUGGUCUUCAGCAAGGGCCUUAGUGAUAUGGUUGCCAGCAACACCGAUGGGAAAGGCGUGCAGGUCGUAUCUGCUACAGAGCUGACAACCACCAAUGCGCGCUUCGGAUCUAAAUCUAGUAUCUUCAGCCUCAGUCUCUCUGAAUCAUUCCUCUACCCUCAAAGCUGGGAGAACCAAUUUCGGCCGCGACUUUCAAGGUCCUCAAAUGGAUCUAUCCAAAUCGAGACCAAGAUGAGCAAAGUAUUGUGCGCACCACCGCUGAUGGUAGCCGGAAUGACCCCAACUACGGUGCCCUCCGACUUUGUUACAGCGAUCAUGAACGCAGGCUACCAUGCGGAGCUUGCCGCCGGGGGUUAUUUCAGUGCGGAAACCAUGUCCAAGGCUAUUGAAACUCUUUCGACUAAUGUACAGCCUGGCAUGGGUAUUACCUGCAACUUGAUAUAUGCCAGCCCGCAGUCCAUGGCCUGGCAGAUCGCUUUGGUUCGUCGCCUUGCUCGCAAUCAACGACCCAUAGACGGACUCACGAUCGGAGCUGGAGUCCCUAGUCUAGACGUUGCAACAGAGUACAUUACCUCCCUUGGUUUGAGGCAUAUUUCUUUCAAGCCUGGAUCAGAAGAUGCAAUUGAAAAAGUCCUGGAAAUCGCAAAGGCUCACCCGGAUUUCCCCAUCAUAAUUCAGUGGACCGGAGGCCGAGGUGGCGGUCACCAUUCCUUCGAGGACUUCCAUUCUCCAAUUUUACGACUUUACGGAAAGAUCCGUCGCUACCCAAAUGUCAUUCUCGUCGCCGGCAGUGGCUUUGGCGAUGCUACUGGGUCUUACCCUUACCUAACAGGCUCCUGGUCGGUGGAAUACGGUUAUCCAGCAAUGCCAUUUGACGGAAUCCUUUUGGGAAGCCGAGUAAUGGUCGCUAAAGAAGCACAUACCUCGCAAACAGUCAAGCAACUAAUUUGCAAUACUCCUGGAACUCACGAGAGCAACUGGACCAAGUCCUACAGUGGACCUAUUGGAGGAAUUGUGACGGUACAGUCUGAAAUGGGACAACCGAUUCACAAGAUUGCGACGAGAGGCGUCCUUUUCUGGAAGGAAAUGGAUGACAAAAUUUUCAGUCUUCCGCGAGCUAAACAACUAGAUGCCAUUAAGGUUCGCAAAGACUACAUCAUAGGGAAACUGAACAAGGACUUUGCAAAGCCAUGGUUCUGCCGCAAUUCGAACGGAGACAACGUUGAACUGUCGGACAUGACGUACUUGGAAGUUCUCUCUCGUUUGAUCAGCCUAAUGUAUCUUCCGACGAAGAGCCGAUGGAUUGAUCCAUCGUACCAAGUUCUAGUGCAUGACGUCGCAGUUCGCAUCUUAGAGCGCCUGGACGCCGAUUGUGAGAUUGAUGACUCGUGCAAACCAGACCAACUUGAAAAACUCUUCCUCCAGAAAUGUCCCCAAUCAAAGACUUCAAUAAUCCACCCAGAAGAUCUCUCGUGGUUUUUAGAGCGUUGCAGACGCCGAGGGCAGAAACCUGUUAAUUUUGUCCCAGUGUUGGACGAGAAUCUGGCUACCUGGAUGAAGAAGGACUCAUUAUGGCAGUCGGAGAAUAUUGAAGCGGUCAUUGACCAAGAUCCCGGCCGAGUCUGCGUCUUACAAGGACCUGUUGCUGUCAAAUUUUCGCAGCGAGUCGACGAACCUGUAGCUGAUAUCCUCAAUGGUAUCAAGAAUUCCUGGAUUGAGAUGCUUACCGAUGGGUUCUACAGAGACGAAGAUGUUCCACUUCAACGUCCUACCUGGAAGCCCAAUUUUCUACCCAGCAUCCAGUUCAACAUCGAAGUCAUUGAGCAUGAUCACGCUGUCACGGUGCAAGCGAUUCGAGGUAGGGCCCUUCCUACACGAAAGGAAUUCCUUCAUUAUCUUGCCAGCAAAACCCAUGGAUGGAUGAGGGCCAUACUACUUAGUGAUUUAGUGCUACAAGGCCAGGCUAAGCGGUCGAAUUUUCUACGAGACUGUUUUCAACUUGACGAGGAUAAAAUAGUGGAAAUCGACAAAAUCAAUGGGAAGAUGCUUCUUAAGAAAUCUAUCGACGGCAGCAAGCAUCAAAGGAUGUUGGCCGAAAUAUCCAGUCCAGAUGGCCUCUCCAUUGCUGCUCAGAUUUCACAUUACAGCCCUGGUAGGGACACUCCUACUGUGCUUCAUCUGAAGUUUCGUUAUGAUCCACAGAAUUCUUUGUACCCACUCACCGAGGAUAUGCGAGAUCGAAACAUGCAGAUAAAAUCUUUCUACAGUCGCUUAUGGCUCSGAUCUGAGAUAGAAAGCAGUUCCUUCGGUGGUGUCCAUUCCACGUUUGGUGGUUAUCGCACGGUGCUGUCCAAAGAGGUUCUCAGUGGUUGGAUCUCGUCCGUUGGCUUAUCACACUCCAAUGAUCGUCUUGUAUCGCCGAACAGUGAGCUGUUCCCACUUAAUGCAACCAUCAUACCGGCAUGGGAGGCUUUAGUGCAACCUCUUAUGGUCCCGGAGAUUGACGGCGAUCUCUUAAGAUUGGUGCAUUUAUCGAUCGAAUUCGAGCUGUUUUCGGGAUCUAAGCCAUUGUGCGUUGGACAGACUGUGGAGAUCAACUCCCAUAUCAAGUCCAUUACAAUUGACGAUAAAGGCAAGACUAUCGCAGUGCGUGCGGUUAUUUCUCGAGACGGCCUUCCUACGGUGGCUAUCAUCUCCAAAUUUUUGAUUCAGGGCUCUUUCUCCAAUUAUAAGGACACCUUCCAGGACAAUACGGAACCGGACAUGAUCUUAAGCGUAUCGUCACCCAUAGAUGACACGAUUCUCCGGACCAGACCUUGGUUUCAGCUAGAUGAUGAGACGAUAGACCUAGUCGGCAAAACUCUUUGUUUCAGAUUGAGCUCGUUCUGUACCUGGAAAGCGCAGAACGUGUUUGAUGUCUUGCGGGUAACUGGUGAUGUCUAUGUCCAAGAUCGUCGUGAUAGGCUCCGAAGAAUUGGCUCAGUCGAUUUCGACGCGACCAAUGCCUCCGGAAAUCCUGUCGUUGAUUUCUUGACUCGCAAAGGGAAGCCAGCGAUUGAGCGACAUGAACUUGAAAAGCCCGGGUGGAAUGGCCCUUCAACUCGCACAAUCAAAAUGCCCUACGACAAUGAGGUUUACUCCCGAGUCUCCAAGGACUGUAACCCGAUCCAUGUAUCACCAAUCUUCUCAAGUAUCGCCAGUCUACCAGGGACUAUUGUCCAUGGUAUGUACACUUCGGCUGUGACCAGCGCGAUUUUAGACCAUGUCGUCAAUGAUUUCAAUCACCUCCGCACACGACGUUACACAGUCUCAUUUGUCGAUAUGGUGCUCCCAGGGGAAGAAGUAGAGCUUAAGUGUUCUCACGUUGCAAUGCUUCAGGGACGAUUGAUCCUCCGGAUCCAAGCCUUUAAGGCUGGCACAGGGGACAAGGUCUUGGAAGGAGAGGCAGAGCUAGAGCAGGUACCGACAGCGUCCAGUCCCGUGGCGAAGAAGAUAUGGGAUGACAUUGAUCAAUACCUGUUGGAGAAUUAUGGAUGGUCUAUUCUCAAGAUGGUCCAAGAGAAUCCGAAACGGCUCACCAUAUACUUCUCUGGAAAGAGAGGACGCGCAAUUCGCGAUCGAUACCUAUCCAUGACUAUAUCCUCCAUUGGACCAGAUGGGCGAAUUAUCAGCACGCCGUUACUGAAAGGUAUCACUCCCAACACGCGAUCUUUCACCUUUGAAGACUCCAAGGGCCUUCUCUACGCUACGCAAUUCGCACAGCCAGCCAUCGCUGUCCUCGAAAAGGCAACUUUUGAAGAUAUGCGAGCAAAUGGCUUGAUUCAGGAGGGUGCCUUAUUUGCCGGUCACUCGCUGGGUGAAUUUGGCGCUCUCGCAUGUCAAGUCGAAUUUCUCCCGUUCCAACAACAGAUUGAUAUCGCAUUCUAUCGUGGAUUGACCAUGCACAACGCCGUCAAACGCGAUAGCACGGGUGCGACUGAUUUUUCAAUGGUUGCUGUCAAUCCUGGUAGAGUAAAGAAGCCAUCCUUUGACGAGGUGGCUUUACGCCGACUCGUUGAUAUUAUCGCUACCGAAAGCGGGAAACUACUUGAGAUAGUCAAUUUCAAUGUCGAGGGUGAACAGUAUGUCUGUGCUGGCCACAAUGCAAAUCUUUAUGCCCUAGCCCAGAUUCUCAACGAAGUCUCGCGCAUGCCAACAGAGCAGGUAGCAAUCUGGUCGCGUGAAAAUGUUUCUGUCCGAGGUAGCCAACAACAAAAUGAAACAUAUAGCCCACAAACCGCCGCCAUAAACACUUUGAUCAAAGACGCAAUUCAAUCUGCUCACGCACUGCCGAAACCAAUCAUACUUUCUCGGGGUCAAGCCACCAUUCCACUGCAGGGUAUUGACGUUCCCUUUCACUCCGCGCAACUCCGAUCUGGAGUCGCUGCUUGGCGCAAGUUUCUUCUGAGUCGCAUUCAGCCUGAAGACAUCCAGCCGAAUGACUUGCUCGACCGAUUCGUGCCAAAUGUCAUGGGUCGCCCGUUUUCAUUAGAUCGAGAAUAUAUUGCGGAGGCAAUGCGGGUGAUGGGAAGUGAGACACUGCAGGCGGUGUUGAAUGAAGGUGUUGUUCACUGA